AAAAACAACUGCCUACCAAGCAGUACUUCUUGAGUUGAGAUGAGAGAGGCUUCGUAAAUGUUUUAGAUCUUGAUUUCAAAUUCAUUUCUAGAGGAAGAUCAUAAUGGAGAUAACUCAGAUGAAGUCUGGUGAUAGUGUUCCUAAGAUGGAGAAGGAUGAUGAGAUGCCUCCAGAUGAACAGCGUUGUUGUCAAACUGGUGGUGGCAGAUGGAGAUGCAAGAAUUUCAGGAUGAAUCAUGGUGCUGCUGCUAAUGAUGAUAGUCUUCCUAAGACCAAACUCUGUGAAAAUCAUUAUUAUGGAAAGUUUCCUUAUAAGAAGAAGAAGACAAGUGGAAAUGGUGAAACUAGGGCUUUGGAAAGGGGAAAGAAGGUAACAGGGGAAGGUGAUACAGCCGAUGCAAUUGAAGAAGGUGGUACUGCCAAAUUUGGGAACAAGAAGAAAAAUGUCAAAAGAACUGAAAGGUCUGGACAACUAAAAUCACUGACAAAACCUGUGGUUGAAACAAGGGCCGCCAAGCGGAGGAAGAUGGUAAUGGAAGGUGACCUGCUACUUGGUGAAACAAGUAAUCAACCAGCUACCAAUGAUAACUGUGUCUCUGAUACAAUUACGGAAUCUGCCGGUAUUCGGAGGAAGAGGAAGAGGAAAAAUGUCAAAAGAACAAAAAGGUCUGGAGAAUUGAAAUCACUGACAAGAGCCAAGGAUAAGAUUAAGUGUCUUGAAUUGUCUUUGGAGCUUGAGAGGAAGAAACUGGAAUGCACUAAACUGCAGGGUAAACUAGCCGAGAAAGAAGAAACUAGAAAGACAGCUGAGACUGAACGGACACCCGCGGAUGCCACUGCAAGUUGGGAGAAGAUGUUUUCCUAUUUGGAGAGUAGAUUCCAGAGGAAGGAUGAUGGAAAUUCAGCAAUGGAAUGUGUAGAGUCUCGCAUUUCUAAUUUGGAGAGCCAAUUCCUGAGGAUGGAAAGUGAACAUUCAACAAUGGCGGGAUGUGUAGAGUCUCGCAUUUCAAAGUUGGAGAGCCUAGUUCCGGGGAUGGAGAAUGAAAAUUCAACAAUGGGAUGUUUAGAGUCUCGCAUUUCCAAUUUGGAGAGUCUAGUCCAGAGGAUGGGAAAUGGAAAUUUAACAAUGGCUGUAGAAUCUCGCAUUUCGAAUUUGGAGAGCCUAGUCUUGAGGAGUGGAAAGGAAAGUUCAAUAUUGAGAUGUGUAAAACUGCGAAAUGGCGUUGCUGAAUCCAAAUCUAAUGCUGAAACCAGCAGUAGAGGGACGAAGGAUUCUCAUGUGUAUGAGUGUAAAACCAAAGAGAAGGUGCUCAAUGUGUAUGACGUUGGCGUCAAUAAGCAUCAUGAAUCAGAGUCAGAAUUUCCCAAAUACUCUGCUGUGAACAUUUCUUCUGGAUGUCUACAUUUAUCAAGUGGGAGUGAAAACAUUGAAGAAGGGAAUGGUAGGGGCUGUUCGGAUGUGAUACAAUCUCAGCAUGGAUCAUCAUCUCAAGAUCAAUUGGACAUGAGUAAGAAGCUUUUCGCCAACUUGGUCUCAGAUAAUGGUGGUGAAAGUCUUGGCGAAUCUGAAGAUUCUGAGACUUCUACUGAUUCAGGAACUUCUCUUGGUGGCCUUAUGGACAUGCUGGCGAUGAAAUAUAGGAGGAAUAGGAACGACGACAAAGAAGUGAAAUGGAAAUCUGAGGCUGAUAUGCUUUCUUCAUUUGAAGAGGAUCCUGAGCUCUGCAUGAGAGCUGUGUGUGCUCUCCAUCGACAGCAGAUAUCCGAAGACGAAAUAUCAGAAAAGGGGUUGUUCCAUUUCUCUGAUGUUCUCAGGAGCAAGCCUUUCUUGCUCAAGGCUGCAGAUGCACAGGGCAGGAAAGCCAGCCAACAAAAUGAUUACUACUUUGGCGAACUUUCUAAUGGAAGAGGACUGCAAAGGUGACUUAAAGAAGUCAUUGGAAGAGCUGGAGAUAUUUGAUCCAAAAGGGGUUGUUGACUGCAAGAGGAUGGCCAGAAGAUACUCGAUUCAGCUAUUCAGUGUCUACCAAAACGGAAAAGAUCCUUUUUUCCUCCCAGCUACAACUGCUAAGCCUAAGUGAUAGAUUGUUGUGUAAGUGGCCUUUGCUUUUUUGACUUGGCAUUACGAUCUUGCAUCUCCUUUUAACCUCUAAUUUCAUACACAUAUGAAAUGGACAGCCGGUAGUAAGUGAUAUUAUGGUAGUUACACUUCAGAUUAGCUCAUGGAACUGAUAGUGUGAUGCUUGAAAUCUAAACUAAAGCUAGAUUUACCUCUUCUUCUUUUUUAUUGUAAUCUCUAAUAGAACUAUUAACAAGGUAGCGGACUAUGUUGCAAAUUUUGCUGGAAAAACGGAGUUGUCUGUGUUGCAAA
Papaver somniferum (opium poppy) is the source of this 2371-nucleotide messenger RNA. RefSeq lists its product as uncharacterized. The record is from RefSeq and is a predicted model, not a curated record. The transcript has 5 exons. Lineage: Eukaryota; Viridiplantae; Streptophyta; Magnoliopsida; Ranunculales; Papaveraceae. Bases 104 to 1924 code for a protein of 606 amino acids.